GGACGGAAGAGCUCAGCUUACAAACCCAGCCCAGUCUAGGGAAGCUUGAGGUUUAGCUGCUUAUACUUCAGGAAAGGCUGAACUCAAUUAUCACAAUGUUUGAAGCAUGACCUGAAGGGAUUCAGUAAUUAUCAAGUCAAAGUAAACCCAGUAAAAGAUUGCUACCACUGAAAAUAGGAAACUUCUGAAGAUAUAACAACUACACAGAGGGAACAUGUCAUUUAGCACCUUCUUUUGAUCACCACUUGAAGGCAGAAGUCGAACUGUAACAAUGGCAACUACUUCAGCAGGGGGCUUGCCUUGCUCCUCCCAUAGGAUGCAUUUUGUGACUAAUCACAGCGACCAAGCCCCACAGAACUUCUCAGGAGCAGCAAAUGGUACUAAGUGUCACAUGGAGGAACAAUUACUAUCUACUUUGUUAACAAUAUUCUACUCUGUCAUUUUCAUCGUGGGACUGGUUGGAAACAUAAUUGCCCUCUAUGUAUUUCUGGGCAUCCACCGCAAGAGAAAUUCCAUUCAAAUUUACCUACUUAACGUAGCCAUUGCAGACCUUCUGCUCAUUUUCUGUCUUCCUUUCCGAAUAAUGUAUCACAUUAACCAAAAUAAGUGGACAUUAGGUGUGAUUCUCUGCAAGGUUGUAGGAACACUAUUUUAUAUGAAUAUGUACAUCAGCAUUAUUUUGCUUGGAUUCAUCAGUUUGGAUCGUUACAUAAAAAUUAAUCGGUCUAUACAACAACGGAGGGCAAUAACAACCAAACAAAGUAUUUAUGUUUGCUGUAUAGUAUGGACAAUUGCUCUUGCUGGAUUUUUGACUAUGAUUAUUUUAACACUUAAGAAAGGUGGGCAUAAUUCCACAAUGUGUUUUCAUUACAGAGAUAAGCAUAAUGCAAAAGGAGAAGCAAUUUUUAACUUCAUUCUUGUGGCAAUGUUCUGGCUGAUUUUCCUACUGAUAAUCCUUUCAUAUAUUAAGAUUGGCAAAAAUUUACUGAGAAUUUCUAAAAAGAGGUCAAAAUUUCCUAAUUCUGGUAAAUAUGCCACUACAGCUCGAAAUUCCUUUAUUGUAUUACUCAUUUUUACUCUAUGCUUUGUCCCCUACCAUGGCUUUCGAUUCAUAUAUAUUUCUUCACAGCUAAAUGAAUCAUCUUGUUAUUGGAAAGAAAUCGUUCACACAACCAAUGAGAUUAUGCUGGCUCUUUCAUCUUUCAAUAGCUGCUUAGACCCAGUCAUGUAUUUUCUGAUGUCCAGUAAUAUUCGCAAAAUAAUGUGUCAACUUCUCUUUAGACGAUUCCAAGGUGAAGCAAGCAGAAGUGAAAGCACUUCAGAAUUUAAGCCAGGAUACUCCCUGCAUGAUACAUCUGCAGCAGCUAAACUGCAGUUUAACUCCAAAGGUACUUGAGGCACACAUUAAAGGGAUGACACAAUCUAAUCUCUUAAUUCCUUGAAUAUCAAAAAAAUUAUGGCAUAACGCUUUAGCAUUUAUAAAACAGACCUUCUCAAAGUUCUGUUCAUAUUUGUGAUAAUUUCAUUUGCUUAACUGCAAGAAAUUUCAAGGCAAAGAAAAGCUUACACUUAUCACUGAAUUUUAAACCUGCAUGUAAAAGCUUCUCAAAAUAUAUUGCUAAACUAGCACUCUUAACAUGGAUUAGGAAGUUAAGUGAAAUUCAUGGAAUUAACAACAAAAUGAUUAAAGGAAGUAUCAGUUUGUCCCAAACUACUAAAGUAAUUUCCAGAAUCAAGUACUUAAUAUUAAUUUAAAAUACAUUAACUAAUUUGGGGGCUUACUUCAAAUAUCCAAAAAUAUAUGUUGUGUCUUUUUAAAAGCCUGUAUAACUUGUCACUAUAUUCAUUUAUGCACAAAUCUAUAUUA
Molecule: messenger RNA, 1867 nt
Organism: Octodon degus (degu)
Lineage: Eukaryota; Metazoa; Chordata; Mammalia; Rodentia; Octodontidae
Gene: Gpr34
Product: G protein-coupled receptor 34
Exons: 3
Coding region: 272-1396 (374 amino acids)
Biological process (GO): G protein-coupled receptor signaling pathway
Cellular component (GO): membrane
Molecular function (GO): G protein-coupled purinergic nucleotide receptor activity
Source: RefSeq, a predicted model, not a curated record